GUACGUGGCAGAACCGAGAUCGACUUCAUCUCUUCCCCUUCACCAGAAAGCAUGACCUCUCACUUCGCAGAAAAUUUGAUACUAUUAGCACGGAGAAAAUAAAUACAAAUCAAAAUCAAAACAAAGCUCCCCGUUAAAGAGAAACAAUGGCGUCAAUGGCGUCGAGCCUCAGUCCUCUCUCUCCUCAUCUCGCCUCCGCUCGCCGUUCUCUCUCGUGGGGGCGCACUUUAGCACCCGCGUGCAGCGAAGCGCUAUUCUGCGCUCCACUUGUCUCUUCGUCUUCUGCAGGAAGAUAUAACAUGCAAUCGCUCGUUAAAUGUAAUGCUCAAACAGUAGUUUCAACUAGUAUUGCUCAGGGCACUCCUGUCAGGCAAACAAGCAUACUAGUUGUUGGGGCCACCGGAACUUUGGGCCGGCAAGUUGUUAGGAAAGCAUUAGAUGAAGGAUAUGACGUUAGAUGUCUUGUAAGGCCUCGGCCAGCUCCAGCUGAUUUCCUUCGAGAUUGGGGUGCAACUGUUGUCAAUGCUGAUCUUAGCAAACCAGAGACCAUUCCUGCGACUCUUGUUGGCGUUCAUACAGUGAUAGAUUGUGCAACAGGACGGCCCGAAGAGCCUAUCCGCAAGGUAGAUUGGGAAGGGAAAGUUGCUCUCAUACAAUGCGCAAAAGCAAUGGGAAUCCAAAAGUUUGUAUUUUAUUCCAUUCAUAACUGUGAUAAACACCCUGAGGUUCCUUUGAUGGAGAUCAAGCGCUGCACCGAGAAGUUCCUUCAAGAUUCUGGUUUAAACUACAUCAUAAUCCGUUUAUGCGGUUUCAUGCAGGGCUUAAUUGGACAAUAUGCUGUUCCAAUACUAGAAGAGAAAUCAGUUUGGGGUACGGAUGCUCCCACAAGGAUAGCUUACAUGGAUACACAGGAUAUAGCUCGAUUGACAUUUAUAGCUAUGCGCAAUGAAAAUAUUGCCAAAAAGCAUCUCACAUUUGCUGGACCUCGAGCUUGGACAACCCAAGAGGUGAUUACUUUGUGUGAAAGACUCGCAGGGCAGGAUGCAAAUGUAACCACUGUCCCGGUUUCUGUUCUGAAAUUUACUCGCCAGCUUACUCGGUUCUUUCAGUGGACAAAUGAUGUUGCUGACAGAUUGGCUUUCUCAGAGGUGCUCUCCAGCGACGUUGUAUUUUCAGUUCCGAUGAAUGAGACGUACAGCCUCUUGGGCAUCGAUCAGAAAGACAUUUCAACUUUAGAGAAGUAUCUGCAGGAUUACUUCACAAACAUAUUGAAGAAACUAAAAGACAUAAAAGCACAGUCCAAACAGACAGACAUUUACCUUUGAAUUACUCCAUUUGCAAAGGUAAUGAUUCUCAAAAAAUUUAGUAGAAAAGUUCGACUGUGUAUUUGUGAAUUCUUUGUGCAAUAUAUAUGUAGGAAAUUGUAAGUAUACAUUAACAUGAAUACUGAGUUAUAUGAAUUCAAAUAUCAAAUGACAGUUGUCGUCGUCGUUUUGAUAAUUGUGUUA
Molecule: messenger RNA, 1508 nt
Organism: Asparagus officinalis (garden asparagus)
Lineage: Eukaryota; Viridiplantae; Streptophyta; Magnoliopsida; Asparagales; Asparagaceae
Exons: 8
Coding region: 147-1325 (392 amino acids)
Source: RefSeq, a predicted model, not a curated record